AGUCAGUCUCUGUAAAAAGGAAAAAUGACAAAUAAAUCCCAAAUCUAAUAGUAAUUCUCUUUCUUCUACACCGUUUUAUGUUUUAGAACACUCUAGCUAGGGUUAUAUGACCCAAAACCCCCCAAAUUUUACACAUUUCCACCACUGAGAACUCAAAUCUUUUAACCUCUGAUCGAAGAACAUCUACCAAAUAUGGCUCGUCAUAGAGACGACGACGAUGACGAGGGGUUUGACGGCGAAGACGAAGAAUACGGAGAGCGAGAACAGGGGAUGGACGAAUUAGAAGAAGAAGAGGAAGAAUUGGAAGAAGAACAAGAUAAAAGAGGAUCCAAUAGGAAGAGAAGGAGAUCAGAUUUUAUUGAUGACGCUGCCGAAGAAGAUGACGAAGAGGAGGAAGAAGAAGAUGACGACGACGAUGACUAUGGCAGCGGUGCAAGGGGAAAGAAAGCCAAACGAAGGUCUGGCACGCAGUUUUUUGACCUGGAAGCUGAGGUUGAUAGUGACGAUGAUGAAGAGGAAGAUGAUGAUGCUGAGGAUGAUUUUAUUGUUGAUAAUGGAGCUGAUCUACCUGAUGAAGAUGAUGGUAGAAGGGUUCAUCGUAGACCAUUGCUUCCUCGGGAGGAUGAGCAAGAAGAUGUGGAAGCUCUUGAGAGAAGCAUUCAAGCAAGGUAUGCAAGGUCAAGUCACACAGAAUAUGACGAAGAGACAUCAGAGGUGGAUCAACAAGCUCUUCUGCCAUCUGUUCGGGAUCCUAAAUUAUGGAUGGUGAAAUGUGCGAUUGGUCGUGAACGAGAGACAGCUGUUUGCCUUAUGCAAAAGUAUAUUGAUAAAGGAGCUGAAUUGCAAAUCCGUUCUGCUAUUGCUCUUGAUCAUCUCAAGAACUUUAUCUAUGUUGAAGCAGACAAGGAGGCCCAUGUGAGGGAGGCAUGCAAAGGUCUGCGAAACAUUUAUGCACAGAAAAUAAUGCUGGUCCCAAUUAAAGAAAUGACUGAUGUUCUUUCAGUUGAAAGCAAAGCACUAGAUCUUUCAAGGGAUACCUGGAUUAGAAUGAAGAUUGGAAUAUACAAGGGAGACCUUGCUAAAGUAGUAGCUGUGGAUAAUGUGCGACAGAGAAUUACAGUGAAGUUAAUACCAAGGAUCGACUUACAGGCUCUUGCAAAUAAACUGGAGGGCAGAGAGGUUGCCAAAAAGAAAGCUUUUGUCCCCCCACCACGGUUUAUGAACGUAGAUGAAGCUAGAGAACUACAUAUUCGCGUGGAACGAAGAAGGGACCCUAUGAGUGGUGAUUAUUUUGAAAACAUUGGUGGGAUGCUGUUUAAAGACGGGUUCUUAUAUAAAACAGUGUCGACGAAAUCAAUUAGUGUUCAGAACAUCAAACCAACUUUUGAUGAACUUGAAAAGUUUCAAAAGCCUGGGGAAAAUGAUGGUGAUAAUGUGGGUUUGUCAAGCUUAUUUGCAAACAGAAAGAAGGGUCACUUUGUGAAGGGCGAUGCAGUUAUUAUCGUCAAGGGAGAUUUGAAAAACCUUAAGGGAUGGGUGGAGAAGGUUGAUGAAGAGAAUGUUCAUAUUAGACCUGAAAUGAAGGGCCUUCCUAAAACUAUUGCAGUCAAUGAGAAGGAGCUUUGCAAGUAUUUUGAACCGGGUAAUCAUGUGAAGGUUGUAUCUGGUACCCAGGAGGGUGCAACCGGCAUGGUUCUUAAGGUUGACCACCAUGUUCUCAUCAUUUUGUCGGAUACGACCAAGGAAGAUAUCCGUGUUUUUGCUGAUGAUGUCGUGGAAAGUUCUGAAGUGACCACUGGCAUCUCGAAACUCGGAGAAUACGAGCUUCAUGAUCUUGUGAUGUUGGAUAAUAAUAGCUUUGGUGUUAUAAUACGUGUGGAAAGUGAAGCAUUUCAGGUUCUCAAGGGAGUACCGGAAAGACCUGAGGUUGCUCUUGUUAGGCUGAGAGAGAUUAAAUGCAAGAUUGACAAGAAAUUUAAUGUGCAAGAUCGGUACAAGAAUACUAUAUCAGUGAAGGACGUUGUUAAAAUAAUGGAUGGUCCUUGCAAAGGAAAACAAGGUGCUGUGGAACACAUAUUCAAAGGAGUCUUGUUCAUCUACGAUCGCUAUCACCUUGAACAUGCUGGAUUUAUAUGUGCUAAAUCCCAUGCAUGUGGUGUUGUUGGAGGAACGCGAGCCAGUGGUGACAGAAAUGGGGAUUCCUACUCUGGACUUAGCAAUCUUAAACCUUCCCCUCGUGUACCCCCAUCACCAAGGAGAUUUCCAAGAGGAGGUCCUCCAUUUGAGUCUGGAGGAAGGAACCGGGGUGGAAGAGGAGGGCGUGAUAGUAUGGUGGGUACAACAGUGAAGAUACGCCUGGGACCUUUCAAGGGUUACCGUGGGCGAGUUGUAGAUAUCAAAGGCCAGUCUGUUCGGGUUGAGUUGGAGUCUCAAAUGAAAGUUAUCUUAGUUGAUCGAAGUAAUAUCUCCGACAAUGUGGUUGUAUCUACUCCACACCGCGACUCAUCUCGGUAUGGUAUGGGAAGUGAAACUCCAAUGCAUCCUUCUCGGACUCCAUUGCACCCGUACAUGACUCCAAUGAGAGAUGCAGGAGCAACUCCUAUUCAUGAUGGCAUGAGAACGCCAAUGCGUGACCGAGCAUGGAAUCCUUACGCGCCAAUGAGUCCUCCAAGGGAUAAUUGGGAAGAUGGAAAUCCUGGUUCAUGGGGAUCGAGUCCACAGUAUCAGUCGGGAAGUCCUCCUUCUCGGGCAUAUGAAGCUCCAACUCCCGGUUCAGGUUGGGCUAGCACUCCUGGUGGUAGUUACAGUGAUGCUGGGACACCAAGGGAUAGCAGUUCGGCUUAUGUCAAUGCUCCAAGUCCAUAUUUGCCGUCAACUCCUGGGCAGCCUAUGACUCCUAGUUCUGCAGCUUACCUCCCUGGUACUCCUGGAGGGCAGCCAAUGACGCCUGGAACUGGCAGUCUUGAUGUUAUGUCUCCUGUUAUAGGAGGGGACAGUGAAGGACCAUGGUUCAUGCCAGACAUAUUGGUUAAUGUUCGAAAAUCCAGCGAUGACUCUGCUAUUGGUGUUGUCAGGGAGGUUUUUGGGGAUGGGUCGUGUAAGAUAGCCCUGGGGGCAAAUGGGAAUGGCGAGACAAUGACAGCAUUUUCAAGCGAAAUAGAGGUAGUAGUACCUAGAAAAUCAGAUAAGAUCAAGAUCAUGGGCGGUGCACAUCGUGGUGCCACAGGCAAGUUGAUUGGUGUAGAUGGCACUGACGGAAUUGUAAAAGUAGAUGAUACUCUUGAUGUUAAGAUAUUAGACAUGGUUAUACUUGCUAAACUGGCUCAACCAUGAUUUUUGUGAAUUAUUUAUAUAUGAAAUUACAUGUUUUUACUCA
Molecule: messenger RNA, 3376 nt
Organism: Mercurialis annua (annual mercury)
Lineage: Eukaryota; Viridiplantae; Streptophyta; Magnoliopsida; Malpighiales; Euphorbiaceae
Product: putative transcription elongation factor SPT5 homolog 1
Exons: 22
Coding region: 193-3333 (1046 amino acids)
Biological process (GO): regulation of transcription by RNA polymerase II; transcription elongation-coupled chromatin remodeling; transcription elongation by RNA polymerase II
Cellular component (GO): ribosome; DSIF complex
Molecular function (GO): structural constituent of ribosome; mRNA binding
Source: RefSeq, a predicted model, not a curated record